UCGGGGGCUGGGAAACUCCAAACAAAUCUCCACUAGACAGAAGCUGGAUAGGUGGAACAUUUCAAAAGACAGAGUCUAGAAGCGUAGAGAGUUUGAAACAGCAUUAGGGCAGAUCGGGUAGCAGUAAUUGUUAAGUGAAAGACAAGACGAGAAAGAAGUUACUGACAAAGAAAAUAGAAGCAUUGUGCAUUAAUAAAAGGAAGGUUGCAGAAAGAGGUGUCUUUUUUGGCAUUGAAGUGGCUUCUGUGGUCUCCACUGGUCAUACUGCUGAGGUCUGUACGGCCGGCAGAUUCCAGGAACGUGCCGACGGCAGUGAUAAAACCAUGAGGACUGAAGUUCAGGUUCCCGAAGAGAACACCAGACCCUUAAACCCAUCACAGCAACAAGCGGCUCGGCCCGGAAAACACAGAAAACUCAUGACGGCUCCAAAGACUCAGGCGGGGAAAAGGCCGAACAAGAAAAAGAUCAUCAUUACAGUCCUGAUAGUGGUGGUCGUCCUGGCCAUCUUGGCUGUGGCUGCUUACUUCAUCAAGCAGUUGAUCGAGAGCAAGUAUUAUUUUUGCUCCAAGUCAGUGAAGUUCAUUCCGCUGGAGAAGGCCUGUGAUGGGAAGGAGGACUGCAGCGGAGCCGAGGACGAGUCAGCCUGUGUCACCAAGUUUGGAGCCAACUCCACCUUCCCCCUACGGCUGAUAACAUCCCGCAAUGUGCUGCAGAUCUUCAGCCCUGAUGAGAAUAAAUGGAAAAGUGUAUGUUCAGACAGUUUCACCCAACAACAUGCUGAGACAGCGUGCAAGCAGCUGGGCUACUCAGUUAAACCCACUUACAGUGGAGUUCAAGUGGGUACACUGCCGACUGAUCUGAAGAUGUCUUUCUGUACGGUGGGCUCAUCUAAACCCCAGACCUUCCAGUCGACCGUAUCAGAUCUUAAAGUAUGCAGUAAGGGAGAAGUCGUUACAUUAACCUGCUCAGCGGAGUGUGGGUUGUCCAGAAACCAGGAGCGGAUUGUAGGCGGACAGGACGCUAUCAUUGAGAACUGGCCGUGGCAGGUCAGCCUGCAGAGCAUCGGCCAGCACACCUGUGGAGGGUCACUGGUGUCUCCAAACUGGGUCGUGACUGCGGCCCACUGCUUCAACGGGGAGGGUAGGAAGGCGCUGAUCCGAUGGAAGGUAGUCUCUGGAAACACUUACCUGGGCUCUGCUGAUGCUUCUUCUGUGGACAAGAUCAUCGUCCACAAAUAUUACACGUCAGGACACAACGACUAUGACAUUGCCAUGAUACGACUUGAGUCUCCCAUCACUGUAGGAGAAUCCCGCAGGCCAGUAUGUCUGCCACCUCAAGAUCUUGGUCUCAAAGGAGGAGAAAACUUAGUUGUGACCGGCUGGGGACAUCUGACAGAAAAAGGAAAGUUGUCUUCAAAGUUACAGAAGGCUCAGAUCCCUCUUGUAGACAGAGACCAGUGCUCAAGCCCCAUAGUGUACGGCGCUUCUCUCACUCCCAGGAUGAUCUGUGCUGGUUAUAUGACGGGAGGAGUGGAUGCAUGCCAGGGCGAUAGCGGUGGUCCUUUGGUCUAUUCAUUCAACCGCUGGAUGUUGGUGGGUGUUGUGAGCUGGGGUUUGGGUUGUGCCAGACAAGAUCAUCCUGGUGUUUACACCAAUAUGGACCAGAUGCUCGACUGGAUCCAUUCAGUCAUGAAGGAGUACCAGUGAGUCUGGGAUGGAGAGAAUAACAGUAAAAGCCACAGCACAGAUUUACAGAGAUCUUCAGUCCUCAGAAAGAAGAUAUUCUAUUGAUCCACACAAAUUUGUGAAGGAAUCGCUGUGGGAGUUUUGCUCAGGGUCUUAAAGGUGCCAUGAGAAAGUUUUUGCACACUGAAAUAUAUCAUGUAUGUACAGUAUAUAAUGAGAACACAAAUGCUAUCUUUUGUGCAUCUACCACUUUUUUUGGGACAGCAAUGCAAUCUUAAAGGGACAGCUUGUCUUUAUUUACUCACCCUCAUUGCUCCGAGUCAGUAAGACUUCCUCUCUUCUGGGAAAAAAACAAAAGAAGAUGAUUUGUAGAAUGUUCAAGCUGCAGAAUUCUUAGAAAAAAAAAAAGAAAAAAAAGUUCCAAAUGGGUUGAAGGGUCAAUCAAGUUCCAAAAUAGACAAAAAAUGUAACUCAAGGCUUCUGAAGUCAUAUGAUAGCUUUGUGUCUGGAACACACUACAGUUUAAAGUUUAUAUCAUGCCAUUUGCGUUUAAUGUUCGGAAAAGAGAAGCUUGGACAUUCUGCUGCAUUUCUUCCUUCGUGAGGAUGAAUAAAUCAUAAUAAUAAUAAUAAUAAUAAUAAUAAUAAUAAUAAUAAUAAUAAUAAUAAUAAUAAUAAACUGUCCCUUUAAAUCAAAGUGACGUCAAAUGGACUUUGAGACAACAGUCACAAGAGGGUGCUGUUUUUUUUUUUCUUUCUCUUUUAAUAUGUCUGUCUAUACUUGUACUGCAUGAGGUCUGAUGACUUAUAUUGGGUGCCAUGUUAUAUCUUGAAUUAAAGCCAGUGCUCAUUUACUAAAAUUCCAUGAUGCCUUUGAAACGCUUUACAAAUGUUGCAUAUACUAUUACAUAUUUAAUGAUAAUUUAUGACAUAAGAUACAGAGGCCAACUUAUUUUAUAUAGACUGGGAUUAAGCGCUCAAAAGAAGAGUGACACCUGUAUUUAACUGCUUUGUGUAUGUGAACGCCACAUUUCCCUUUGUGAGCCAUUAUUCAAUCUAAAUGAGUCACAGUCAGUCCCAUCUGGCUUUUCAUAUUUGUUCAGAAAACAUUUUUAAACUGCACACAAAGCUAAGAUGCGUCAUUCAACCUGUGUCCAUGCCUUGCAACUUGUUUAACUUAUUAAUGUUGGUUUUUAACUUAGGGUGGAUUCAGGUAAUUAGGGCUUUGUUGACCGUCAUGUCAAAAAAGUCGCCCAUUUUAUCUGAAUUCACCCUAAUUGUGAAAGUAAAGGAUAUUUCUUUGUAAAUAUUGUACAGAUUUGUGUUUGUCAUGUCAAAUUCAUUAUAUUAAAGUGAAGAGUGGUAAA
Messenger RNA from Carassius auratus (goldfish), 3051 nucleotides. RefSeq names its product transmembrane serine protease 4a (gene tmprss4a). Gene Ontology annotation, molecular function: protein binding; serine-type endopeptidase activity. The record is from RefSeq and is a predicted model, not a curated record. Gene Ontology annotation, biological process: proteolysis. The coding region runs from base 324 to 1706 and encodes 460 amino acids. The transcript has 13 exons. Lineage: Eukaryota; Metazoa; Chordata; Actinopteri; Cypriniformes; Cyprinidae. Gene Ontology annotation, cellular component: membrane.